AUGGACAGAACACUACUUCACGACAGCCACUCCGAACAGCAGGGAACCUUUAUUCAUAUAUCCGAUUGUCGCAGUAUGAGUGUAAAGGCAAGUGGUCUUUUACGCACCGCUGAACAGUUAAAAAUUAAAGGUCUUUGUGAGACAGCAGAAAAUGCCGAUGAUCUGAACGAUACGGCCACAGCAACAAUAACAGUAUCUGAGAAUAUACAGCAAGCUGUCGUUGGUAAUAUUGUCAAUGCUACAGUAGUACCCGGUCAGCAAUCACCACCUAUACCCCACCAACAACAUCAGCAGCCACAACAGCAAACGCCACAGCAGCAGCAACAACAACAACAGCAGCAGCAUCAACACCAGCAACAACAAUUAACCACAACCGCCGUUUUAAGUCCGGGAAGUGCUCAGCAAUUAGCCGCCACAGGACAAUUGGUAACAUCAACACCUGCCACAACACCCCAGCAACAGCAGCAACAACAACGAAAAUCCCGCGUACGCAAACGUUCCAAAUCUCCCGAUUUACAAUUGCAACAGCAGCAACAACACCAUCAACAGCAACAAAAUCAACAGCAUCCACAGGCAAUAUUAAUACAAAAUCAAAAUCAAGCUGCUAUUGUUAGUCUACAACAGACAUCGGCUGGUAAUUAUAUACCCGUAUCGGGAGUACAAACGGUAACCACCAGUGUAGCGGGUGGACCACAGCAGCAACAGACCACUAUUGUAACAGCGGACGAUUCUGAUUCGGAUAAACCGUCCCUGCAAAAGAUUUGUAAAACUGAAGCAUCAUCCGCUUCACCGGCGUCCACUUCAUCGGCAUCGGCAUCAAAUAAUGCUGGUGGCGUAACUGCGGUCACAGCAUCGGGCACAGCGAUCGUAACACAAAUUGUAGUAGCAAGAGACGGAAAAGAUAAAAAUAUGACUAGUUUAGGCAUGGGAAUGAAUGGUGGCAUUCUAGGAGUCCCUAUGGGCUUUUUAGAUUUUGCCCCCGAACCACCGGCACCAUCGGCAACGCCAGUUACGGUUACAGAACACGUUGAUUUAUCCUGUAACCCAAGUACGGAUACCAGAGAUUUAUCAAGUGAGUUAUUGGUACUUUGUUUUUUUUGUAUUUUAUUUUAAAAUAAAAUUAUGGAA
Lucilia cuprina (Australian sheep blowfly) is the source of this 1128-nucleotide messenger RNA. RefSeq names its product myb-like protein Q. Gene Ontology annotation, cellular component: nucleus. The coding region runs from base 1 to 1113 and encodes 370 amino acids. NCBI's taxonomy places the organism in Eukaryota, Metazoa, Arthropoda, Insecta, Diptera, Calliphoridae. The transcript is spliced from 3 exons. Gene Ontology annotation, biological process: regulation of transcription by RNA polymerase II. The record is from RefSeq and is a predicted model, not a curated record.